AGAUUUCACAACAGCUGAACACCACAAAGUUUGUCAUUAGUACACGCGUGCUGCGUGUUCGACGAGUGGACGGUCUGUCCUUCCUAAGACGAGUGUGUCCUGCGGUGUUUCUGUCUAUUUAUCUCCUGGGUGUCAGCCGCAGACCCGCCGCUGUCUCUGAGUACCACCACGUUGCCCUUUGCUUACUGUGCACCUUUGCUUCGCAGUCACCCCACACUGUUGAUGAGAUUACAGGAGGGUCACGUUUCAGCCGAGACCACAGUCUGAACACUAAAACACUAAACAGCCUCGGUAAGCCAUGCUCCGACUUGUCAGAAACCAAAUCAGGGGGCUGACAGGCUGCAAGUGCAGCCUGCAAAGGUCACACCAUCACAAGUCUGUGAUGGCUAUCCGGCGUGAGGACGUCAACGUAUGGGAGAGGCGAGCACCCCUUGCUCCCCGGCACGUGAAGGAAAUCACUGCAGCAGGUUACAAAGUCCUGGUGCAGCCCUCCAACAGGAGAGCCAUCCACGACAGAUACUAUGAGAAAGCAGGAGCCAUCUUACAGGAUGACAUCUCAGAGGCUUCUCUCAUUGUCGGUGUAAAGAGACCCCCAGAAGACAAAGUCCUCCCAGAUAAAACCUACGCUUUCUUUUCCCACACCAUCAAAGCCCAGGAGGCUAACAUGGGACUUUUAGAUGAUAUCCUCCAAAAGAAUGUGCGGCUCAUUGACUAUGAAAAAAUGGUGGACGAGAAUGGUUUCAGAAUUGUUGCAUUCGGAAAGUGGGCUGGUGUUGCAGGGAUGAUUAAUAUUUUACAUGGUCUGGGUCUGCGUUUCCUCGCCCUUGGGCACCACACUCCCUUUAUGCACAUUGGAAUGGCACACAAUUACAGGAAUGUCAGUCAAGCUAUCCAAGCUGUAAGGGACUGUGGCUAUGAGGUAGCACUUGGCCUCAUGCCCAAGUCCAUUGGUCCACUCACGUUUGUGUUCACUGGCACUGGCAAUGUAUCUAAGGGUGCACAAGACAUUUUCAAUGAGCUUCCAUGUGAAUAUGUGGAGCCACAUGAAAUGAAAGAGGUCUCUGAGUCAGGAGACCCCACCAAAGUGUAUGGCACGGUGAUCAGCAGACGCCACCAUCUCAUUCGAAAGAGCGAUGGCGUAUAUGAUCCUUUUGAGUAUGAACACCAUCCUGAACUCUACACUUCACAUUUCAGAUCCAGCGUUGCACCCUAUACAACCUGUCUGAUAAACGGCAUUUACUGGGAACGACACACUCCUAGGUUGCUAAGGCGACUGGACGCACAGAAACUCAUGAAACCUUCAAAACCUUCAGCCUCUGCCACUGAGGGCCGGCCUGAACUGCCACACAAGUUCUUGGCUAUAUGCGACAUUUCUGCAGACACAGGCGGCUCCAUUGAGUUCAUGACAGAGUGUACCACCAUUGAGAAGCCCUUCUGUAUGUAUGAUCCCAACCAGCACAUAGACCAUGACAGUGUGGAGGGAAAUGGCAUUCUCAUGUGCUCCAUUGAUAACCUGCCUGCCCAACUUCCCAUUGAGGCUACAGAGUAUUUUGGUGACCGCUUGUUCCCCUACAUCUGGGAAAUGCUGCCCUCAGAUGCAACCAAACCACUGGAUGAUGAGGACUUCUCUCCUCAAGUGAAAGACGCUGUAAUAACAUCCAACGGAAAGUUGACUCCCAAGUUUGAGUACAUUGGGAAGCUAAGAGAGAGGAGGGAGUCUGAGCAGAUCUUGAAGAAAAUCGGGAUGAAGCGUGUGUUGCUGUUGGGCUCUGGCUAUGUGUCUGGGCCAGUCAUUGAGUAUCUCACCAGGGAUGCUGGCACUCAGGUCACAGUGGCUAGCGUGCUUCUGAGCCAAGCUGAAGAACUGGCUGCCAAAUACCCUAACACCAUACCUGUGAUGCUUGAUGUGACCAGCCAAGAAGGCCAUCUUGAGUCUCUGGUGAAAGACCAUGACCUUGUCAUCAGCAUGCUACCUUAUAACUGUCAUCCUCUGGUGGCUAAGCAUUGCAUCACGAAGAAGGUGAACCUGGUGACAGCUAGUUACCUGAGUCCAGCCAUGAAGGAACUUGAGAGAAGUGCUGAAGAGGCUGGCAUCACCAUAGUCAAUGAGAUGGGCCUGGACCCUGGCAUUGAUCACAUGUUGGCCAUGGAGUGCAUCGACCAGGCCAAGGCAGACGGUUGCACUGUGGAGUCAUACAGCUCCUUCUGUGGUGGUAUUCCUGCACCAGAGUGUUCUGAAAAUCCACUGCGUUACAAAUUCAGCUGGAGUCCAUAUGGAGUGUUGCUUAAUACCAUCAGCCCUGCUGUCUACCUCAAAGACAACCAAGUGAUCAAUGUUCCCCCUGGUGGUUCUCUACUGGAAGCCACAACGCCCAUGGAAUUCCUGCCAGGUUUUAACCUGGAGGGCUUUCCCAACCGCGAUAGCACUAAAUACGCUGAGGCUUACGGCAUAGAGUCUGCACACACAGUAAUCAGAGGGACUCUGCGCUUCAGGGGCUUCUCCAGUGCAAUGAGCAGCUUUGUAAAACUUGGACUUAUCAACACAGACCCUUGCCCAAUGCUGGAACAGACAGCCAGCCCUGUCUCUUGGAAAGAGCUCCUGUGCAAGCAGCUUGGCCUGUCCUCCUCAGUUAACAAUGACUCCUUUGAGGAAGCUGUGUUCAACCAGAUAGGGAGAGAUGAGUUCAGAAUGCAGACGCUCAGAUGGCUUGGAAUGCUGAAUCACGAGCCUGUGCCACACGCUGGCACCAUCCUGGCAUCCCUCACUAAGCACCUGGAGGCCAAGCUCUCUUUUGAUAAAGGUGAGAGAGACAUGAUCAUCUUGAGGAAUGAUGUUGGCAUCAGGCACCCAACUGGCGAACUCGAGAUGAAGCACAUGAGCCUGGUGGUCUAUGGGGACCCCAAUGGCUUCUCAGCCAUGGCCAAAACAGUGGGAUACCCUGCAGCUAUUGCAGCUCGUAUGCUGCUCAAUGGUGAGCUGAACACUAAAGGACUUGUGAUGCCAUUGAUGAAGAAUAUCUAUGGCCCAGUUCUGAAGAGACUUCAGGAGGAAGGCCUUCAGGUCAUCUCCAAAAGCACUAUAUCAGAGUAAUCAGUUUCAUACACUCUGUUCAGGCCUGCAUUAAUUCAGAGACAGUGAGAAAGCAAGAGAGAAAUUGAUUGUCUGACAGGCCUUAAAGUACAUAGAUGUUUUGUUGAAGUAUAAAUAUGUAAAAUACGUGAGAGAAAACACUUGUUGACACUGAAACUCAAGAACACUACGAGUAUUCUCCAAACAUCUAUUUUCUUAUUUGUUUUCUGCUUUUAUGUAAGAAGCUACUGAAGUGCAUGGGCUGGUAGGUAUAGAGGAGAAAGUCACACUAGUGCAGCCCACUGAUGUCAUGGUGAAACGGUUUUAUUGACUGUCAUUAUGUUGCUUUGUACUUGUUCUUCAGUGCAUAUCUGAAAUUUGAAAUUGUCUAAUAUAUGUGACAUUUUUUAAAACUCAUUACAGUUUUUCAUGCCAUUUAAGCACUACAGUACAUAAAUAGAAAUGCUGUUGAUUGGGGGCCGUCUGCCGUACUGAAGCACUUUAUGGAAUAUUUGGAUUACCUUACCAUUGCAUUUAAUGUAACAUGUCAACUGGACCAGUCCUGAGAACUCAUUGUUUACAGAAAUCAUUUUUUAUCUGUUGUAAAAAAUACUGCUUGGGGUAAUUUCUCCAAGCUUUCUCGUGGAGAUGACGGUUAAUUUGAGUCAAACUGAUAAACUAAUCAUGACAGAACACAGUAGCAUGGGUUCUGUUUGAGGUUGGGGAAUAAAGCAGUUCCAUUAAUGGGAUUUGUCCAUUUAAAAUUAUUAAUGGGAUCCUUUAUUUAAGAUAAAGGAAAAACACUAACUUAGGCUGGUCUUAACCAUAAGUCCAUCAUUCACACCUAUCAUUAACUAGAGAGGCCCAAUUUAAUGAAAAGGAAACGCAAAGGAUUGAUGCUGACAUACCAACAAAAAUGAUUGCUUGCAAGACACAAUAGGCCAUAUAAUGGAAUCUGUUGCCAAAUUUUUGCAAACCCAAUAAAAUACUGAAUAUGCUUCAGCUACAGGGGCUCUUUUGCUCAGUGCCUUUUCUUCAGUAGAGCCUACUCUCUUCAGAAAUAGUAAAGGCAGGUGACCUGCAUAUGAUCAGCACACCCACAGACUCACCAAAAUUGGCAUUAUGAGAUUGGAGAUCUGUUUCUAGUGUGUCCGCCUUAUGCAGGACAAUCCUAAAUUAUACUUACGGUCAUCUUUAUUUUUCUCUUUAGGCGUAGAGCAGGGUUUCUCGAUUGGUCCUUGAGCUCUGUACAUUUUUGUGUUUUCUCUGCUCUUGCACUUCUAUUUUAAAUCCACACAAGGCUGUGCAGUGCAACAGUACUAGAGGAUAAUAAUUGGAAAAAAUGUAGGCCUCAGUAAUCAGAUCUCUUGAAAAUGCCCUCGAUUUGUUCUGAUGUUCACUAAUUUACAGUCUUCUCUCUACUUUUCUGUCACCUUCUCAAAAAAACAGACUUCAUGUAUUUGUUUCAAAUGCAUAUGUCUAUGUUUCAACUUUUUGAAUUGCAUAAAAAGGAUGUACAAAGUUGAA
This is a messenger RNA of Colossoma macropomum (tambaqui), 4597 nucleotides long. It is a transcript of the gene aass, whose product is annotated as aminoadipate-semialdehyde synthase. Lineage: Eukaryota; Metazoa; Chordata; Actinopteri; Characiformes; Serrasalmidae. Bases 299 to 3091 code for a protein of 930 amino acids. The record is from RefSeq and is a predicted model, not a curated record. The transcript is spliced from 24 exons. Gene Ontology annotation, cellular component: cytoplasm. Gene Ontology annotation, molecular function: saccharopine dehydrogenase activity.